AUGAUUUGUUAUUCGCCUGCAAUUCCUCCAUCAGCAGCCGCUCAUGAGCUCUUCCGUGGCUUCUCUUUUGUUUCCCCAGCUGUGGUAGAUGAAAAGAAGGAGGACAAGAAAAUCCGAACGAUUCCCACAGCAAAAACACAUCCCAUCACCGAUGACUACAUCCUGAAAGAGGAAGUCGGAACCGGAACGUUCUCGAUUGUUCGACGCUGCAUAAUGAAAACGACGAAACGCGAGUUCGUCGUCAAGAUCAUCAAGAAAGCAGUUUGUGAUCCAUCCGAAGAGGUUGAUAUUCUUCUCCGUCAUGGACAUCACCCACACAUUGUAAAGCUGUUCGAUGUCUACGAAGAUGAAGCACACGUAAACCUCGUACUGGAGUACUGUCGUGGUGGUGAAAUGCUUGACAGGAUUUUAUCGAAGAAAACAUUUACGGAACGUGAAGCAGCGACAUCGAUGGCAAAUCUCGCAAACGCUGUUUACUACUUGCACUCCAACCAGGUGGCUCAUCGUGAUCUGAAACCGUCGAACAUCAUGUACGCGUCCAGUAGUUGUGAAUCGGAUUCGCUACGUAUCAUCGACUUUGGUUUCGCCAAACAGUCUCGAGCCGAAAACGGCAUGCUCAUGACACCCUGUUACACCGCUCAAUUCGUUGCUCCGGAAAUACUGAAGCGCCAAGGAUAUGAUAGGUCAUGUGAUGUAUGGUCACUGGGUGUCUUACUGUACGCGAUGUUAUCCGGCCAAACACCCUUCGCUAUGGGACCCAACGAUCCAGCUGACGAGAUCCUGAAACGCGUCGACGAAGGUCGCGUCACGAUGGAGGGCAAGGCAUGGGAGGACAUCAGCGAUAACGCGAAGGAUCUCGUGCGUAAGCUACUGGAUGUGGAUGCGUCGCGGCGUCCUACUGCGAAGCAAAUCCUCCAACACCCUUGGAUUACUCACAGAAACAGUAUCCCAGCUACCACAAUUGUAAAUAAUGUGUACAACGUAGAAUCGGUCAAGGGAGCUCUUGAGCAAACCUAUCGAGCGCUAACAACGACCAGUUCCGUCAACCUCCGUCCAGUUAACGCUUCGGCGUUGGCCAAGCGACGAUUGACUCAGUUGCCAAAAAUGGGUGUCUGUUCGUCCUGA
Haemonchus placei is the source of this 1125-nucleotide messenger RNA. NCBI's taxonomy places the organism in Eukaryota, Metazoa, Nematoda, Chromadorea, Rhabditida, Trichostrongylidae. The record is from the annotation of a GenBank genome assembly.